AUGUCUUCGUCCUUACCUCCUGAUCCGUACAAGAUUUUAGGCGUCUCCAAAGAUGCGCAGCUGCCCGAGAUUCGAUCCGCCCAUCGCAAGCUGGUCCUUAAAUGCCAUCCCGACAAGGUCCAGGACCCGACCCUCAAGGCCCAGAAGCAGGAUGAGUUCCAAAACGUCCAGCAGGCCUACGAGCUGCUGAGCGACGAGAAUGAGCGCGCCAAGUACGACGACAACGUCAAGCUGGCCGAGCUCCGCAAGGAGAUGGCCUCCAAGGGCAUCUCCGUCUCUGCCAACACCUCCGCGACUCGCAGCGCUGCCAGGUCCUACGACAUCCGCACCGCCGAGCCCCGACCGGACACCUUCAAGACGUCGUCUUCGCAUCGGCCGCCCGCCGGUGCCAAGAUGUACUCUCAAAGUAACUCUCGCUCGUACGAUGAAGAUCUCUACCGAUCGGCCCCCAUUUUCGAGGAGCCUCGGGCGCGCCGGGCGACCAGCUACGAGAAGACGACCUACCAGAAGUCGAGCCGUUCUGACGAAGAGAGAGAACGCGAACGCGACCGUGAACGCGACCGCGAUCGUAGACGCAGGAAGGAAGAGGAGGAGGCCGCCAUUCGCAGAGAGAGAGAAAGGGCGAUAGCCGAGAAGGAACGCGAGAAGAAGGCGAUUGAAAAGGCAGCCAAGAGGGCCGCCGAAGACAAGGAAUACCGCCGCCGGCAGCGAAAGCUUGAGAAGGAGGCUCAGGAAAAGGCGGAAAAGGAGCGCGACAGGGAACGAAAACAAGCUUCGGUCGAAAAGGCGCGCAGUAGAAAGGCCGCCUACGUCGAGCCGUACGGCGCCGACGAGACGUACGUCGCCAAGGACAAGAAGGCGAGCAAGAAGACCAAGGAGGAGGAAAAGCGAUCCCGCUCCAUUCCUCGAGAACCGACGCGAGAGGAGAUGCCUCCGCCGCCUCCCAUCCCCACCAUCCCCGUCGACCGCAUCAAGAUGAAGACCGACGAGACCAUGAUGUCUGCUGCCGAGUACAUGGACAAAGCUCGCAGAGGAGUCCCCCCGGCUCUGAACCGCGCGCAGACCUUUUCUGGCUUUGAGCCUCCCAUAGCUGCUCCGACGCCUCCCGCCGCGUCGUCGCCGUUCUCGGUUCCCCCGCCUCCCAUUCCCACAAGCGACGAGGAUGUUCGCCGGUCAAAGUCCAGGCGGUCGUCCGACACGAAGCGCGAAAAGUCGAGCCAUAAGAAGUCCCCCGCCAAGGAUUCGCCGUACGUCGUCGACGCCUCGCCCACCGCUCGUCCUAUGCCCCAGUUCGCCUCUACACACUCGUCUCCCAUGGGAGGUUCGCCCCCCAAGAAUCUCGGCAGGGCUAGCACCUUUGACCAGUACUCCCGCCCGCCCCCGGGUAUCGCCAGGGCCCAGACUUACCACUACGGCAUCGAGACCGACUCGCGGGGCCGCAACCGCUCGAGACUGCAGUCGCAGCAGCAGACUUACAGCGAGGAAUCGGAGUCUGAGGAAGAUCCCCGGCCUCGCAGGAGUCGUCACCAUGACGGUGCUCCUCUCGACUAUGGUCGAUCCAAAAAGUACACCGUCAGCAACUCACGGACCGUCCCAGUUGUCGACUCGUACUACCGCGAUGAGUCACCGACCCGCAAGUACUACGAGUCUCGUCCCACCGUCACCCGGGAGUCGAGUGCCUACUCCGGCGCUUACCCCAAGGUUAAGACCACGACUCGUUACGCCCCCGAGGACAUCCAGUACAGCACUAUUCCUCACAGAUAUCGGGAUGGCGAGUACGCCUACUAG
Messenger RNA from Colletotrichum karsti, 1788 nucleotides. RefSeq lists its product as uncharacterized. Bases 1 to 1788 code for a protein of 595 amino acids. The record is from RefSeq and is a predicted model, not a curated record. Gene Ontology annotation, molecular function: misfolded protein binding; protein-folding chaperone binding. Gene Ontology annotation, cellular component: endoplasmic reticulum. The transcript has a single exon. Gene Ontology annotation, biological process: protein folding in endoplasmic reticulum. NCBI's taxonomy places the organism in Eukaryota, Fungi, Ascomycota, Sordariomycetes, Glomerellales, Glomerellaceae.